AGAAGCGAUACUCGUCUGAGCUCAACAAUGGCAAAGCGAUUCUACGAGCUUACCGCCAAGCUGGUAACGGGGGAACCUUUCAAUUUCUCCUCGCUGCGGGGCAAAGUGGUCCUCAUUGAGAACGUCGCGUCUCUCUGAGGGACGACCACCAGGGAUUACACCCAGAUGAACGAGCUCCACGAGCGUUACAGCGCCAAGGGGCUCGUUAUCCUGGGUGUGCCCUGCAAUCAGUUCGGCCACCAGGAGAACAGCAAGAAUGAGGAAAUCCUCCCGGCAUUGAAGUAUGUCCGACCUGGGAAUGGCUUUGAGCCCAAGUUCCAGCUUCUGGAGAAGGUGGAGGUGAAUGGGAAGGACGCCCACCCGCUGUUUGUAUUCCUGCGGGAGAGUCUCCCGUUCCCCAGCGACGACCCCACCUCCCUGAUGGGUGACCCCAAGUGCAUCAUCUGGAGCCCUGUGUGCAGGAACGACGUGUCCUGGAACUUUGAGAAGUUCCUCAUCGGCUCGGACGGCGUGCCCUUCAAGCGCUACAGCCGCAGGUUCCUCACGAGUGACAUCGACGGCGACAUCAAGAAGCUCCUGAGCCAGGCAAACUAAUGAAAGGAAAGCGCCUGAAAUUGUCAAGACCACCUGUGGGUUUUUGUCGAGAUGUAUGCUGUUUUCUGCUUUUUUACUUGAUGAAGGCGACCUCUGAAACCAAGCCAAUUGUGAGGAGGUUAACCGAUGGACUGUAAAGAAACGGAACUCUUCAGCGACAUUAAACGCAUGUAAAGCACAGCUGUGGUUCAAAAGAACAAAUAAAUGCUUCUUCCUUCA
Messenger RNA from Syngnathoides biaculeatus (alligator pipefish), 813 nucleotides. It is a transcript of the gene gpx1b, whose product is annotated as glutathione peroxidase 1b. The record is from RefSeq and is a predicted model, not a curated record. Gene Ontology annotation, molecular function: glutathione peroxidase activity. NCBI's taxonomy places the organism in Eukaryota, Metazoa, Chordata, Actinopteri, Syngnathiformes, Syngnathidae. The transcript has 2 exons. Gene Ontology annotation, biological process: hydrogen peroxide catabolic process; response to hydrogen peroxide; glutathione metabolic process. Gene Ontology annotation, cellular component: mitochondrion; cytosol.